Perkinsus marinus ATCC 50983 is the source of this 150-nucleotide messenger RNA. RefSeq lists its product as hypothetical. Lineage: Eukaryota; Perkinsozoa; Perkinsida; Perkinsidae. The record is from RefSeq and is a predicted model, not a curated record. The coding region runs from base 1 to 150 and encodes 49 amino acids. The transcript has 2 exons.
AUGAUAAAGGGUCGAUCUACUGGAGGAGGUGAUAGUGGUGGUAUACAGCAGCAAUAUGAUGCAUCCCAGCUAUUGGCUCUAAAGGUAUGUAAGGAUGAUACCGGUUGGAUGGAUAUAUCAUGGGGUGUCCAAGCCGUUGUUAGUCGAUAG